GAACUGGGCCCGCCCGUCAUCGUCUCCACCGAACCCGACAUUCCACCCAAUUCCUUCUCUCCCUCGCGUCGCCGAUGGUUUGAUCGGAUCCACCACCCGGCCCAGAUCUAGCGCUGCCGCCGCCGCCAUGGCCGACCAAUCCGACUCCGACUCCUCCCCCAAGUCCUCGGCGUCCUCGUCCUCCUCCCCCUCUGCCCGCCGCCGGUCGUCGCCGCCGCGCGCCCGGGCCCACUCCGACGAGAGCGGCAGCAGCGACGGCGUCCUCGUCGAGCUCCCCGCCCAGGAAGCGCGGAGCCCCGGGGCAGACCCCGAUGGCGGCGUCCUCGUCAACAUGCCCGCCGACGAUGCCACCAGCGGCGAGACCUUCGAGGACGCCCCCGACGACCUCGCCGCCGCAGGCUCCCGCUCGGCGCGCUCCCUCGACGAGUCCAUGGCCGUCGUUGACUUCCCCGAGGUGUCCAGCGUCGCCUCCGAGUGCCGCAAGUACCAGGAAGAGAGAGAAGUGUUUGCGCGGGAGGCAGUGGCACUCCGGAGGAUGCUGCGGGAGAUGGUGGGGCAGGAAGCUUCAGUAUCGUUGCAGGGAGAGGAUCCUGAUGAUACACCAUUGCCUUCGAUGCUGGAUGACUGCUCGAGGAUUGUGCUUCAAUUGGAUUCAGUGUCACGCGCCAGGGAGCUGGAGAUCGAGAGUCUACAUGCGAGGGCUGUGGAGGCAGAGGUGUCAACGGGGAUUGUGGAUGUCUACCUGAGUUCGUGGAGGGAAGGGUCUGAUCAAGCGUUUGGGCGGAUGUUUGCAUCGAUUGAUGCUGUGGUUGGGCAAGACGAUGGCAGAUUUGAGGGUGCAGAUCAGGACGGGGUUUCUCUUGUGGAAAGGAAGACUUUGUUGCUAGUUGAGAGGUACAGGCAGGUUUUGAUGGGUGUUGAACAGCUUGAGCAAGUUUUGGCCGAGGUGAAGCCUGGCUUUGUGGCCACAGGGCAAGAUGAUCAUGCUACCAUCUUAAGUGUUGUCUCAGAGGAAUUGAUCAGUAGCAAGAGAAAUGAGGCGUAUUUCUUGCAGAAGGUCAACACCAUCGCCGAAGAGAACAAGGCUCUUGCUGAUGAACUUGAGGAAGUGAAAGCUGCUCGGGAUGCAGCAAAUGCUGAGGCAAGCAAAGCAAAGGCAGAUUUUGAACAGAUGGAGCAUAAAUUAUCGACGACCAAGGAGAAGCUUAGCAUGGCUGUUACGAAGGGCAAGUCACUGGUGCAGCACCGUGAUUCCUUGAAGCAGGCCUUGGCUGAAAAGACGGGUGAGCUUGAUAGUUGCAUGGCAGAGUUGCAAAAGAAGUCGGAUGGCCUGCAAGCAGCAGAGAGCAAGGUUGAGGAGCUAAAGAUAUUGCUAGAUGAGAAGUCGAAUGAGCAUGAGAAGUGCUUGGAUGAACUUCGAGAAACAUAUAGUUUGUGGGAAGCUGCUAAUGCUAGCAGUGAACAACUGAAUGAAGCAAAUGCUGCCCUUACUUCUCUUCAGGCCUCCCUUUCACUAAAGGAUGGGGUUCUUCAACGCAUUGAGGAGGUCAUGUUGGGGGCAACAUUUCCUGAGGAUCUGCUUUCCUUGGAGAUGACAGACAGGUUGGGAUGGUUGGUUGAGCAAAAGAAAAUUGCUGAUAUGAUCUUCUCAGAGCACCACAAAGUAAAAGAUAUCUUAAGCUCAGUGGACAUUCCGCACUCGGUCUUAGCUGAUGAACUUGAUUCCCAAAUAAGUUGGCUUGUCAGUUCGUUCAAACAGGCCAAAGAUUAUGCCUUCCGGUUACAUAAUGAGUCUUCUGAUAUGUUGGCCAGACUGGCUGCGCAUGAGUCAAAGUUGGUUUCAAUGCACGAGGAAAUUGACCGUUUGACCAUUGUUCUACUGGAAGAGAAACAGGAAAAGGACAUGCUUGUAAAUGAACAUUCUGAACUGAUGUCCCUAUACAAUGCUGCUGCUAAUAAAUUGUCUGUUAUCUCUGCACAGAAUAAUGAGCUGCUAAAGGCAUUUGCAGAGUAUUCUGAUGUCACAUUGGAGGGCAAUGAGCCUGUGGAUACUGUCAAAUUAGUACAGCAGAGCCUCAGCAAAAUCCAACAAAGAACAAAAUUCUCUCCUAUUGAGGGUGAAAGUUUUGAGAAGUUACAAACACUACUAUAUAUCUUAGAUCUGGAAUCAACACUAUGUAAGAUAAUUAUUGAGGAAGACAUGACUGAUAGAUCUGAGAGGGCUGGUGAACUGCAACGAAUGACAGAGGAGAUUUAUGUUCUGAAAAAUGAAAAGGACAAACUACAGAAGGAGCUCGGACGGGUGGAGGAGAAAUCAUCUUUGCUUAGGGAGAAGCUGUCAAUGGCUGUAAAGAAGGGCAAGGGUCUAGUACAUGAGCGUGAAGGACUCAAGCAAGUCCUCGAUGAGAAGAGCUCUGAAAUAGAGAAUUUGAAACAAGUUUUGGAUGGGAAGAACUCUGAGAUAGAGAAGGUAAAAUAUGCUCUGAAUGAAAAUAAAUCUGAAAUGGAGAAUAUGAAAGAAAUUUUGGACGAGAAGAACUCUGAGAUAGAGAAGCUAAAACAUGCUCUGGAUAAAAAUAACUCCGUAACGGAAAAUCUGAAGCAAGUCUUGGGUGGGAAGAACUCUGAGAUUGAAAAGCUUAAACAUGCUCUGGAUGAGAAUAGCUCAGAAACGGAAAAUCUGAAGCAAGCUUGGGUUGAGAAAAACUCGGAAGCAGAUAAAAUAAAACAAGAGCUGGAUGUAAAGAAUGUGGAAAUUGAGAAUCUAAGACAUGAGAUAGAGUCAAGAGAAUCUUCCAUUAUGGAUCUCAGAGAGCAAGUUGAGCAUGUAUCUUCGCAGGCUGCACACUUUGAAAAGCUUCAAUUGGAUUUUAUUACCCUUAACGAUGAAAAGGGGAAAUUAGAAAGCAUGUUGGAAGAUGCCAAGGUUUCCUGGGGCACUCUGGCUGAUUCAAUAUCAAGUGUUGGUCUUCCUGUUGAUCAGCCCUUUGAGGACCCUAUGGAAAAAAUUGGCCUGAUUGCCCAAUACAUCAAGGAAUCUCAAGUUGCUAAGAGUUCAUUGGAUAAUGAGCUACAUAAUGCAAAUGAGCAAAUUACCUUACAAGCUAGCAGGCUUUCCAACGCCCUUUCCACCAUAAACAUGUUAGAAGAUGAAUUGAGUAAACUGAAAGAUUAUAUUUCUUCCAGUUCGGAAGAAAAACGUCAAAUACAGUUGCAUACUGCUGCUGUAGAGGAGGAGUUGGAGAAGACAAAUGAGGAACUUGCUAUAAAUGCCAACAAACUUGAAGAUGCCAACACCACCAUUAACUCACUACAAGAUGCACUAUCACAGGCUAGAUCAAAUCUUUCUAUUCUUGAGGCUGAAAAGAAUGAAGCUGAAGUGAAACAUGAAACAGAACUCGGUGCUCUUAAUGCUAAGCUAACCAAAUGUUUGGAAGAGUUGGAUAAAACUCAUGGAAACUUACAAAUUCAUUCAUCCGAACAUCAUGGUUACCUGGAGAAGCUUAGCAUGCUUGUAAUGGAUGAUAGUCUCUUAUCUCUGAUGGCUGAAGAAUUUGGAAAGACGAUGAGCAACUUGAGAGAUAUGGGCCUUAUAGCGAAGAGUAUGCACGAACAGCUUGUUGCAAAGGGGUUUCAGACUGAUCCAGUUAUGGAGUGUAAGCAGGAUUCAGAAUUCACAACACUUCUCUCUCUUCCGGACUUUGAUAGCUUUGUUACAGAAAGAUUGAUCAGCAGCAAAACUAGAAAAGGGAAUAUUGAUGACAUUUCAUCCUUCACUACUAUUGUUGAACAGUUGAGCAACCAAGCCGAAUACUUCUCUGUUUUUUUUAAAGAUUUGUCAGGCUACAUGAAUGAUAAUAUUAUGUUGGUGCUUUGUUCUCUGCAACUGACAAGCAACAACUUUGCUCAUACUCUACAAGAACAUGACACCUUGAAGAUUGAAUUGGAAAACAAGGAUGCUUGUAACAGAGAUCAAGAAACUGAAUUGCUUUCUCUGCAAAAGGAGCUGACAUCAAUAUCAUCAAAAUGUAUUUAUUGCAUCCAACAGACUAAAAUUAUUUUUGAUGAUGUGCUUGAUCUAGGAUAUGCAAUAGAGGCGGCUACAGGCAGUUCCAGCAUAGGAUCUGAAGUAGAAGGAACAGUGUCUUUUCUGAAAGAUGAAGAUGCUGGUGAUUACACUAAGGUGGUGGAUACUUUACUCUCUACCAUAAACAGACUGAAGUCCGAGUCCGAAAAAUUAUCUACUAUUAAGGGAUCCGUGAUAACUUCGUUGGAUGAGUUGAAUAUGAGGCUGAGACAAGCUGAAUCAGCUGCUGAAACUGCUUUACAUGACCAUCAGUUUUAUGUUGAAAGGGUAUGUGUGCUGGAGAAAGAUAUCAAAACAUUACAGGAUGAGUGCAAUGGAAUGGAACUAAAAAUUCAGGAAUACCAGGAAAGGGAGGGUACCUUGAAGGCAAAGGAGUUAGAGUUGCUGUCACUUGAGCACGCUCAAAUAACAGCAGACAGAGGUAUAACCGACACAAUUUCAAAAGAUCAAUUGGAUGCCCUUGUCGAGAAGAUAAAUAAGUUUAAUAUGCCAUCACGCGAGGCACAUUUGCAGAGAGAAGUGGCAACAUUUUCUAGUCCGAUUGACAAACUAUUUGUUGUCAUUGAUGAAUUCGGUGCACUUCAAAGCGAGGUUGAGGCCAUAAGAUAUGAAAAUGAAGAUUUACAGUUAAAUGUUGAAUCCUAUGCUCGUGAAAUAGAACAGCUAAGGGAGGCCUCGAGAAAUAAUGAUUUAAAUAAUAGGGAGUUGGGGUCGAAAAGCAAUGAACUACUUGAGGUAACAGUUAGUAUGGAGCGGAUGAUUCAGCGCUUAGGGUAUCUUGGAGGAAAAGAUGUCCUAGAAGAUAACAAACUUACUACCACACAAGCACUCUUAUCAAAGCUGGAAAAACUAAUCAUUGCCUCAAGUACCGAAGCUGGGAAUGCUAAGUCCAUAAUACAGGAGCUUGGAGCAAAGUUGCAGUCCAGGGAAAAGGCAGUUGAUGAGUUAUCAACAAAAGUUAAGAUGCUUGAGGACUUGUAUCAUGCUCGUCUUGUGCAGCCAGAGGCUAGUAAAGAGAGAGCAUUUGAAGCAUCUUCCUCAGCAAUUGUUUCAGAUCUGUCUGAGAUUGAAGAUUUGGGAUCGAUGGGCAAGACAUCAAUUUCAUCUGUUUCUACUGCUGCACAUGCUAGAACAAUGCGAAAGGGGUCAACAGAUCAUCUUGUUGUCAAUAUUGGCACAGAGUCCGAACGUCUAAUUUCUGCACAGGAUUCAGAUGACAAAGGGCGUAUAAAAUCGCUGCAUACAUCUGGCAUGAUUCCAGCACAGGGAAAGCACAUUGCUGAUAGGGUUGACGCCAUCUGGGUCUCAGGGAGCCAAAUUCUGAUGAACCGGCCGCGAGCAAGGCUAGGGCUCAUGGUGUACUGGCUCUUCUUGCACCUAUGGUUGCUAGGCAGCAUCUUGUGACACUGCUUCUCAAUAGCCAACCCCCUCAUAGCAUAAUUGUACAAUAGCACGCAUUAACAAUUUCUUCUUUUUUUCUUACCAUACAUGGUACAAAGGUCAUCCUUCUCAUUUGCUCUUACCUGCUCAGAUUUGUACUCGAGCAGUAUAUGUUGAAUUUCGAACAGAGAAUGUAAUGUGCAGAAAAUAACAUUACCAUUCUUUACUAGGCUGAAGAAGUGAUAGUCAUGGAUGUGA
Molecule: messenger RNA, 5725 nt
Organism: Phragmites australis (common reed)
Lineage: Eukaryota; Viridiplantae; Streptophyta; Magnoliopsida; Poales; Poaceae
Product: trans-Golgi network-localized SYP41-interacting protein 1
Exons: 8
Coding region: 128-5491 (1787 amino acids)
Biological process (GO): reciprocal meiotic recombination
Source: RefSeq, a predicted model, not a curated record